Messenger RNA from Saccostrea echinata, 504 nucleotides. Its product is annotated as putative nuclease HARBI1. The coding region runs from base 1 to 504 and encodes 167 amino acids. The record is from RefSeq and is a predicted model, not a curated record. Lineage: Eukaryota; Metazoa; Mollusca; Bivalvia; Ostreida; Ostreidae. The transcript is spliced from 2 exons.
AUGGCCUGUGAUGCCUCGUUUAGAUUUGUGAACUGCAUUGCAAAAUGGCCGGGUAGUGUACAUGAUUCCCGUGUGUUUAGAGAAUCGUCUCUUGCUAGACUCUUCGAAACUGGAGCGCGAAAUGGUAUUAUUUUGGGUGAUUCAGGAUAUGCUCUCAAGAGGUACCUCAUGGUUCCAUAUUUGACUCCCAGUAACAGAGCACAGGAGAGGUUUAAUACAUCCUUAUGUCGCACGAGAGUAGUUAUAGAAGAGGCGUUUGGUAUCCUAAAAAGGAGGUUUCCUUGUCUACAGACAGGUUUACGGGUGGAGCCCGCCAAAGCUUGCGCUAUCAUUGUGGCCUGCACAGUUCUCCACAAUCUUGGGAUUGAGAGACAUGACAUUGUAGAUCCGAUACCAACUGUUCAAGGUCAAGUGAUCGACGAGGUGGCUCUGCCUGCGGUAGGAGGGCAACACGAAGGAAAGCAUGUUAGAGAUCACAUCGCCAAUGUGUUUUUUGGGCAUUGA